AUGGCUGGAUCCAGGCGAGAAAAUAUGUCUGAGAUCGUUGUCAAGGAUGAACUGGAGAGAGGAACAAACACUGCUCCUCCUGGCCGAAUAGAUCUUAGGCUGGAUAGCAUGGUCUCCUCCGUUUGUGAGGCUGCAAGAGAACAUCAAGCCGGCCAUGAUAUCCCCGCUCAAUCAUGGAGUACGUUACUACUUUUCAACGGUCUGGUGUCUGGUAUCUGGCACCUGGUAUCCCCACUGGAUCCAUCAGAAAGUUGGAGAAUCGAAUCCAACGUUCAUUUCAUUCAAUGCAUUCCUCAGGCAUGCGUUGUCUGCGGGUCUGUAAUUUUAAUUUAG
Paracoccidioides brasiliensis Pb18 is the source of this 333-nucleotide messenger RNA. RefSeq lists its product as uncharacterized. Bases 1 to 333 code for a protein of 110 amino acids. The transcript is spliced from 2 exons. The record is from RefSeq and is a predicted model, not a curated record.